AUGAACAACAACGCGGAGAGGAGCGAGUCGGACGAAGGGGUCGAGAGAAACGAUGUUUUCCUUUACAGAAGCGAAGUGGGAAAUGAGGGAGAGUCAUGCAAUGUGUUGUGUCUCUUCCUCUUUUUUAUUUCCCUAUUUUUUGUAAUGCUCAUGACAACUGAUAAUAGUACUGGCCCCACCGGCAGUGCCUACGAGGGAGGGGAACGCAGUGCCAUUGGUGCCGACGCUGAUGGCAAUUUCAUGCCGGGGGAAGGAGGAGACAGGUCCACGCCGGACGACCUUAUCGACAAUGCACUAAUCCAGUGUCUUAAUUUUAAGGGUCGAUACCGGGUGGAGGACCGGGGGCGCAUCCAUGGGAGUGAUGAUAGCGCCGCCAGUACCGCUAGUGCCAUGAUGAAGAAUGAUCCGAGAGGGGGAGAAUUCGAAGCCAAGCUGAUUACGCUGAAACUGUCUCUCCACAACGUAACGAAGUCGUUUCUGUUUCUGUUCUUUGAGCCACAGGACGGGAGUGGAGGAAGUAGCAUCCGCAAGGACCAUAAUGGACAUGACCAGAAGGAUGGUCGCGGUGCUGGGAUGCCUAACCAACCCAUGAAGCAACCUAGCAAGUUUCAGUUCCUCGGAAUGCCCGGGCUUAACGUGAACCGGGAAAACACAUACAUGUUUAACGGUAUGGGCUACAACUUUCUGACGCUUUGCCAGGACGAGAAAAAUUGCAUUUGUAGCUACAACGUAGGCAUUCAACAGAACGUAGACAUGCACGAAUCCACAUCUCUGCGGGAGGUAGAAGAAUCAUAUCUGUACUUGAUGAAAAAGUAUCUUAUGGACGAAGCGGAAUCCUUUGGCACGUACCUUUCGGCCAGGUAUCGCGAUCAGUAUGAACGCUAUCUGAGUGGGAAAGUUGCAGGCGUGGUGGCGGAAGGGGAAAGUGUCGGUACGGACAUUCAUCACGAUAAGGUUGGUACUCCUCCUGACAUAGUGGACACUCCUCCUGACAUAGUGCAUACUCCUCCUGACAAGGUUGGUACUCCUUCUGACAUAGUGGACACUCCUCAUAUUGUAGGAAACACCCCGCACUACGAUGGAUACAUCUCCUCCGACAACUGUGGGCUAUUCGUACGUCUGGAGGGAAACGACAUAGACAAGAAGUACGCGGCGGCGCAGGUGACUGCCUUCUCCAUCCUGUACAACAUAAAAUCCAUUAUUGAGUUAGGUUUGUUCUAUGUACAGAUAGGUCGAAGUAGCGAGAACAUGCGAAGCGCAAGUAAAGUGUCCUUGUUAUCUAUAUGUUUGAAUUCAUUUAUCGAUUUAUUCGAGUCUCUCCUUCUUCUGUACGAAGUGAUGUUAUCCCGAUUAUUACUGGUUCACUUCAUAUUCAUGGUUCUUCUGAAGUUUCUUUUAUUUACCCUUAUGGAGCUAAGGUACAUUUUAAUUAUCUGGAGAGCGAAUCACCAGCAGGACCUACAGGAAGGAUGGGAUCAGCUUCAGAGGAAAUUGGGAGCCUUGUACAAAUUCUACUAUGGAAGUAUCCUACUGGUGAUAGUAGCAUUUUAUUACAUCUUCCCCGUGUGUCCUUACAUUCUCUUGUUACCGUACAUGUGUUGGGUACCCCAGAUUAUGUUGGACAUAUGGAAAGGGCAAAGGAACUCAAUAAACCUUAAAGUAGUUUUUGCUCUUUCCUUAUGUAGAGUGUUUCUACCAGUGUAUCGAUUUAUGUAUUCACAGAGCAUUUUCCAGUUGGAUGUAUUCGCACGGGCGGUGGACUCAUCCAACAGUAUGUUUAGUAUACUGCUCAUCAUUAUCCUAGCGGUGCAACUUCUUUUCAUGUCUCUGCAACGGCUAUAUGGACCGAGGUACCUCAUCAACAUCGACCUGCUACCCCAUGUACACAAUUACUACAAGUCCAUCGAUCCAAAUUUUGAGACAGGUAUUCCAGAAUGCGUAAUCUGUAUGUAUGACAUCGUCUUAAAGGACAAGAAGUACUGUGUGACUCCCUGCUUCCACAUCUUUCACGACAAGUGCCUGCAACAGUGGAUGGAUGUAAAGCUCGAGUGUCCCACCUGCAGGGGUGCCCUCCCCAACUUCCCUUAA
This is a messenger RNA of Plasmodium knowlesi strain H, 2088 nucleotides long. Its product is annotated as E3 ubiquitin-protein ligase, putative. The record is from RefSeq and is a predicted model, not a curated record. The transcript has a single exon. Lineage: Eukaryota; Apicomplexa; Aconoidasida; Haemosporida; Plasmodiidae. Bases 1 to 2088 code for a protein of 695 amino acids.